Aspergillus uvarum CBS 121591 is the source of this 1752-nucleotide messenger RNA. Its product is annotated as MDR family MFS transporter. NCBI's taxonomy places the organism in Eukaryota, Fungi, Ascomycota, Eurotiomycetes, Eurotiales, Aspergillaceae. Gene Ontology annotation, molecular function: transmembrane transporter activity. Gene Ontology annotation, biological process: transmembrane transport. The transcript is spliced from 10 exons. The record is from RefSeq and is a predicted model, not a curated record. The coding region runs from base 1 to 1752 and encodes 583 amino acids.
AUGAUCACAGCCCCAGAAACGGCUGCGACUUCCACCAGCAACACCGACAGCGACAGCAGCACCCGCAAAGAUGCGCCCGUCCAAACGCAGACGAAUCUUCUCCCAAUGCGCCAGCUCCUGAUCGUUUUCUCCGGCCUAUCGACUGCGAUGCUAUGCUCUAUGCUCAAUCAGACCAUCGUCGCCACCGCCCUCCCAACCCUGGGCGCCGUAUUUCACGAAGCUGACAUCGUGGCGUGGGUAGGCACCGCCUACCUCCUCACCAGCACCGCAUGCCAGCCCCUGUAUGGCCGGCUGAGCGAUAUCUUCGGUCGAAAGGUGAUUCUGCUCGGUUCGUUGGCAAUUUUCCUGAUUGGGAGUGUUUUGUCCGGUGUGUCGCGGGACAUGAUUAUGUUGAUUGUUUCGCGUGCCAUUGCAGGAAUCGGCGGGGGAGGAAUUGUCACGGUCGUCAGUAUUGUCGUAUCCGACGUUGUCUCCCUCAAGGAUCGGGGCAAGUAUCAAGGGAUCAUCGGCGUGGUGGUCGCCGCGGGGACGGCAAUGGGCCCGGUGAUUGGGGGCGUAUUCACGGAGAAGACUUCGUGGCGGUGGUGUUUUUAUAUCAGUGUUCCGCUCUCGGCGGUCGCGAUCGUGAUUGUCGCGUUUGCCCUGCCGCUCAAGAAGGUCAAAGGGAAUGCGAUGGAGAAGAUCAAGAAGAUUGAUGGCUGGGGGAGCUUGAUUAGCUUUGCGGCCUCGAUCGCGAUUCUGCUGCCCAUUUCCUGGGCUGGGACGCGAUAUGCCUGGACCUCGGCGGCGGUUCUGGCUCCGCUGCUGAUCGGAGUCUCGCUCAUAGGGGCUUUCAUGUUGGUUGAGGUCAAGGUGGCCAGACUACCUUUAAUCCCAUUAUCAAUGUUCAGAAACACCCACGUGGCCGUGUGCAUCACCACAUCCUUCCUAACCGGCUUCAUGACCUUCGUCAACCUCUAUUACCUCCCCCAAUUCUACCAGGUUGCCCAAGGCGACUCCGCCCUCCGCUCUGGAAUUCUUAUCCUCCCGCUCGUUCUCUCCCAGAUCAUCACGAGCUUCACCUCCGGCUUCCUCGUCUCCAAGUACGGGUGCUACCGCAUCAACCUGAUCGUCGGAUACGGGCUGUGGACGAUCGCCUCGGGGGUCUUCACGACCGUGGACCCUGUCACACCCGCCUGGAAGCUCGUCGUCUACCAGUUGACUACCGGACUGGGGAGCGGACAGACCCUGCAGACGACGCUGGUGGCGAUCCAGGCGGCUGUGCAGCGGCACGAGAUGGCCGUCGUGACCGGCGCUAGGAAUUACCUGCGGAUGAUGGGGUCGACGCUAGCCGUGGCGGCGAGUGCGGCGAUUGUAAAUAAUGUUGUUCGUUCGAAACUGACUGACCUGGGCUUUGAUCCCGCUGUGAUUGCGGCCAUUGUAUCCGAUCCGACGACAAUUAGGUCAAUGAGUGGAUUGUCCGAGGUGGCGGUAACGGAGGCGUUGGAUGCGUAUGCCAAAGGUGUGCAGGUAACCUAUUAUAUGAUGACGGUGUUGGCGGGGGUACAGUUUCUGCUCUGUGUGUUCUUCAUCAAGGAUUACUCACUGGAGCGCGAGGAUGAUGCCCGCGAGAAGGAGGCAGCGAAGAACUGGCUUCAGGAGCGGAAAAGGAAACAAAACGGGAAGGCGACUGUGGCGGAGGGGGUGGCUGGGGUGGAGGAGAUUGAGGAACAGACGGAGGAGCGGCGGAGAGAGGUUGAAGAUAGGGUCUAG